AUGGGGAAAACACAAAGCAAGCCCAAAAGCCUAAACAAAGAAUUUACUCAGCUUAUCAUGAGAGGAGACAUUCCAAAAAUUGUUGAAUUAGUAGACAAGAAUCCAUAUUUUACACAGAAGCCAUUGAAUGAUAAUCUAUGGAAUGCUCUAAUGCUUGCCUGCCAAAGUAAUCAGCUAGAAGUAGUAAAAUUGCUAGUAGAUGGCUACAGAGUUGAGCUGGAUGAGACAAAUACGGAUGGCUGCACUGCUCUUCAUAUUUGUGCCUUUCAAAACUCAAGGGAAUCUAAUUGGAUUGCUGAUUAUUUAUGCAGAAAAGGAGCAGACGUCAGCAAAAAGACUGAUUCUGGGGUGACAGCGAAAGGAAUUGCAAUCGUUAAUCAAAACAAAGAGCUUGUAACACUCUUGGCUUAUCAAGAAGUGCAUGGACCUUGGGCUACAAUGCCUUGGCAUGAUAGGAAAAAACUAUUAUGAGUAUGAAAAAGGACUAAUUUUUAUAGAGCUCUCUCUCCAAAUCUUAUCAAAGAAAUCUGUCUAUUUUUGUAA
Messenger RNA from Blepharisma stoltei, 543 nucleotides. The record is from the annotation of a GenBank genome assembly. Lineage: Eukaryota; Ciliophora; Heterotrichea; Heterotrichida; Blepharismidae.